ACGUGCAUUUCAAAUGGUUUCAAACAUGGCGUCCGAACAGAAGAAAAAUCUGAUCGAAAGUUUGUACGACAUUUGUGCCAUAAAAUUCGGCGAUUUUACGUUGAAAAGUGGAAUACAGUCUCCAGUUUACGUUGAUCUGCGCGUGAUUGUAUCAUAUCCAGAAAUUCUCAAGCGGAUAAGUGAUAUGUUAUGGAAUGUUGCCACGGCAUCAAAGGCAGAUUUUUCGGUCAUUUGCGGUGUUCCAUACACUGCUUUACCGAUCGCUUCUUCCAUGUCCGUGACUUACAACGUCCCGAUGGUGAUGAGAAGAAAGGAAGCCAAAUCCUACGGAACGAAACGAUUGAUAGAGGGAGUGUUUACGCCAGAAAGCAAGUGUUUGGUCAUUGAAGAUGUUGUCACAAGUGGCUCGAGCGUUUUGGAGACAGUCGAAGCGCUUGCUUCUGUAGCGUUACGCGUUUCAGAUGCUGUGGUGUUACUAGAUCGCUUUCAAGGCGGAAAAGAGAUGCUACAAUCGCAGGGAGUGAAGCUUCAUAGUCUGUUAACACUCCCUGAAGUUCUAGAUGUAUUGUUUGCCAAGGGAAAGGUCGAUCAAGAAAUGGCGGCAAAAGUGCGCUCAUUUUUGUCCACAAACAAGUUCCAGCCAUCUGUGGCUAUAGGCAAGGUACCAGCAACUCCAGGAAGCAAACUUAGCUUCGAAGCUAGAGCUCAAAUUGUGACUAACCCAGUCACAAGAAAGUUAUUUGAGAUCAUGCACAAGAAAAAAUCAAAUCUGGCUGUAUCAGUUGAUUUUACGACCUGUGGUGAUGUUCUGAACCUGGUUGACAAAGUUGGGCCACACGUGUGCAUUGUGAAGACCCAUGUUGACAUCCUUGAGGAUUUCACCACAGGAUUUGCCGAGUCUCUCCAACAGCUUGCAGAAAAGCACAACUUUGCAAUCUUUGAAGAUAGAAAAUUUGCUGAUAUUGGCAACACUGUGAAGAAUCAGUACAGCAAAGGGUUGUACCAUAUUGCAGACUGGGCGCACCUAGUCAAUGCACAUGUGGUCCCGGGGGAUGGCGUCAUUAAGGGCCUCAAAGAAAUUGGUGAACCCCUUGGUAGGGCAUGCCUGUUAAUUGGUGAAAUGAGCUCUGCAGGAACCCUUGCCACUGGAGAAUACACUAAAGCAGCAGUGGAAAUGGCAAAGACUCACAAAGACUUUGUUAUUGGUUUUAUUAGCCUAUCCUGUUUAGUGGAUGAUCCUCAGUUCAUUCACAUGACCCCAGGGGUUCAGCUCAGUGCUGGAGGGGAUAAUCUUGGUCAACAGUAUCUCACACCUAGUGAUGUCAUUGUCAGCAGAGGCAGUGAUGUUAUAAUUGUUGGCAGAGGAGUCUACCAGGCAGAGGAUCCUGUCAAGGCUGCUGUUCAGUAUAAAGAAGAAGCAUUUGCUGCCUACAUGCAAAGAAUUGGGAAUUAAAUAAAUCUUUGAAAUCCUGCCACCGCAAUGUGUGUUAUAGGCAACAAUGACUGUCUUUCAGUAGAGUGAAACCGCUUUACUGUGUAUUCCUUAGUUAGAAGGGCUAAGCUAUGCAAUUCUUGGCUUCUUAAAAGUUCAUAUUUUUGUGAGGUACACAUUUUUAUUCUUGUCCAGUAUUGAUCUUCCAUUGCUAAUGACCACAGCUUGUUAGUUUUCCUACCAGAUUCAAACUACAACAGGUUAACUGUGCUUCUUUUUUACUAGCUUAUUACAGACACCUAAUCUUCAUGGACAAUUGUCUUGGUCUCAGCUGAUACACCUCAUCAAUAUUGACACUUCUAGAACUCCUCCAGUGGCCAAACAAAUAAGGUUCAUUUAUAUCCUUUGGUCUUAAUCCACUUAUAAUCACAAGCUGGUUAAGUGUAAGUGUUAAUUGAUUGUCAAAAGGUGUGUGAACUUUCUGGCUAAAGGAGAAGGUCACUCCAAAAGCUUACUUUGUUGUCUUCAGCUGUAGCAAGUAAACAUUCAGCUUUUUCAGCCUAUAAGUGCCUGCUAUCUGGAACAACUUUGUCUCGAAAGAAGCGACUUCGGAGGCCACCAUUUUGAACUGUACUUGGUAGCCAGGCUGUGUUUAUGUGACAUCAUUUCGUCCGACUCGAAAUUGGCAGCAAGAAUAAAAACCAACUGAUUUUGCAUCCUUCACAAGGUUGGCAAAAUGUAUUUUUCCAAGCGAUUAUCCACUUCACUAUC
Orbicella faveolata is the source of this 2203-nucleotide messenger RNA. Its product is annotated as uridine 5'-monophosphate synthase-like. NCBI's taxonomy places the organism in Eukaryota, Metazoa, Cnidaria, Anthozoa, Scleractinia, Merulinidae. Gene Ontology annotation, molecular function: orotate phosphoribosyltransferase activity; orotidine-5'-phosphate decarboxylase activity. The record is from RefSeq and is a predicted model, not a curated record. Gene Ontology annotation, biological process: 'de novo' pyrimidine nucleobase biosynthetic process; 'de novo' UMP biosynthetic process.